AAUUAGACUCCACUUUUCUUCUUCUCUCCCCCUCUCCACUCCCCCGACCUUUGCUUUCUCUUUUUCUCUCCAACUUUAAACCUCAUUAAACCCUUGGCUUUCCUUUUUCCUACACACUCUCUCUUCAGAAAAGCAACGAUGAGUCGUAUCGAGUGCAAAUAUAUCAUAUCCCAAGCCAAAGCAUGAAAAAAUAAAAGGAAUCCCCAAAUCCGUCUUUGAACCCUAAUCAGCCCGUAUCGAUUUCCAGGAAUUAAGAAAAGAAAGGACAGAGAGAGAAAAUGAGCCAGAAGUCGCUGAUCUACACGUUCGUUUCUCGCGGAACGGUGAUUCUAGCGGAGUACACUGAAUUCAGUGGGAAUUUCAAUUCUAUUGCGUUCCAGUGCCUCCAGAAGCUCCCGGCCACCAACAACAAGUUCACCUACAACUGCGAUGGCCACACCUUCAAUUACCUAGUCGACAACGGCUACACAUAUUGUGUAGUUGCAGAUGAAUCGGUUGGGCGACAAGUACCCAUGGCUUUUCUGGAGCGCAUCAAGGAUGACUUUUUGUCAAGAUAUGGUGGUGGAAAGGCUGCUACGACUCCUGCCAACAGCCUUAACAAGGAAUUUGGGCCUAAAUUGAAGGACCACAUGCAGUACUGUGUUGAUCAUCCUGAAGAGAUAAGCAAGCUUGCAAAGGUGAAGGCCCAGGUUUCAGAAGUUAAAGGUGUUAUGAUGGAGAAUAUUGAGAAGGUUUUAGAUAGAGGUGAAAAGAUAGAGCUUCUGGUGGAUAAGACUGAGAACCUUCAUCAACAGGCACAGGACUUCCGGAGCGCAGGGACUAAAAUCCGGAGGAAAAUGUGGCUGCAAAACAUGAAGGUGAAGCUGAUUGUUUUGGGAAUUCUGAUAGCGUUGAUCCUCAUCAUAAUCCUCUCUGUUUGCCAUGGGUUCAACUGCGGGAAAUGAGCAGCUGCUUCUGUAUCAAAACUUGCAAUUAAUAUAUAUAUAUAUAUCUCGUGACUUUGUAUGUAGUCCAAAAUUAGCAACUUCCAGAUACUUGGCACGAAGUAAGCUUACUUUUGCGUGUGAAUGAACCCCAUAAGAUAUUAUUAUUAUGUCACCAGGAUGCUUUUCCUUUUAAAACAUAGUUGCUUGAUUU
Messenger RNA from Alnus glutinosa, 1137 nucleotides. RefSeq names its product vesicle-associated membrane protein 722-like. Lineage: Eukaryota; Viridiplantae; Streptophyta; Magnoliopsida; Fagales; Betulaceae. Gene Ontology annotation, cellular component: membrane. Bases 279 to 944 code for a protein of 221 amino acids. The transcript is spliced from 6 exons. The record is from RefSeq and is a predicted model, not a curated record. Gene Ontology annotation, biological process: vesicle-mediated transport.